CCUAAACUUAGCCCCUGUGGCUGCUCAGAUCUGUAUGUCACACUGACCCUCAGUGCUACAAAGCUUACAUGUGUUUCUCUCUGUGGAUACUACACACUGUACAGACUUGAGCAGUUUGCUGAAGAAUGCUUUUGGAUAAGUCCACCAGCAUGAGUCUGAUGGACAUCUCUAAGAUCUUUUCUCUUCUUCAACCCAAAGAGGAUGAGGAGGAAGACACCAACUGUUGCCAGGAACUGAAUCAAGCUGUCUUUAAGGAUGACGACAAACUCCUUAUUGAUCUCCUGUCUCAGGAUAAGUACAGGAAAUGCAUCAACCAUCGCAGUGGCUGGGGCAUCCCAGUUACUCCACUGCGCACUGCUGCGGCUCAGGGUCACUUGCGCUGUCUAGAGGUCCUCCUGGCUCAUGGGGCAGAGGUGGACAGCCUGGAUGUUAAAGCUCAGACUCCACUUUUCACGGCCGUCGCUGCCAAACACUUAGACUGUGUUGUUGCUUUAUUAGAAGCUGGUGCAAACCCUAAUGGUAGCCUGUAUAACAACUGCUCCCCUGUGCUCACUGCAGCCCGAGAGGGUGACGUAGACAUCCUGAGGGAGCUCCUGCGACAUGGAGCCGACGUAGAUGUCAAGCCCAAAAUGCCGGACUGGGCCUCAAACGCCACGACCUGCCGAGGACCACUCUACAUUUCAGCUGUUUAUGGCCAUCUGGAUUGCUUCAAAUUGUUACUGCAGCAUGGAGCGAACCCAGACUACAACUGCACUGAGGAAAAGAUGCUGACCAGGAUCAAACAGCCUAAAACUGUUCUGGAGAUGUGUCUGAGAUAUGGCUGUGGGCUAGAAUACAUUAAGCUGCUCAUAGACUUUGGAGCAAACGUGUAUCUACCCACUUUAAUCAUUGACAAAACAGCCAGACAAAAUGAAGCAGUAAUGCUUCUGCUGAAAGAGAGAGUUUGUCCAAAAACACUGAUGUCUCAGACGCGACUUGCUUUAUGGAAGUUUCUUCCCACGGAAAACAAAAUGUGCUCCAUAGAUUGUCUGGACAUUCCCAAAAUACUGAAGGACUAUUUGAAUCAUGUUUGUUGAUGCAGAGUCGCUUCUGAACUCUGCAAGACUGUGGCCCUCCAGGAGCUGAGUUUGACACCCCGGAUCUACACUGAACUUUAGAAGAUCUCAAAAAAAAACCAAAAAAAAAAAACCAAUAAGUGGGUCUGAAAUCUAUUUAUUAAAUCAGAUAUAUUGCUAUAUGGGCCAAUCAACUGAUUCAAAGUCAGAGUUGGAAACAUAUUGAAAAAAAAUGUGUCUUUUUCCACAAAUUUUGUAUGUAUAUAUGCAAAUUGCAUAAUAUCCAAAAUACACAUUUCUAGUAAUUGUGCAGUUAA
Ctenopharyngodon idella (grass carp) is the source of this 1372-nucleotide messenger RNA. It is a transcript of the gene asb12b, whose product is annotated as ankyrin repeat and SOCS box-containing 12b. Bases 126 to 1076 code for a protein of 316 amino acids. The transcript is spliced from 4 exons. The record is from RefSeq and is a predicted model, not a curated record. Gene Ontology annotation, biological process: positive regulation of transcription by RNA polymerase II. Gene Ontology annotation, cellular component: nucleus. NCBI's taxonomy places the organism in Eukaryota, Metazoa, Chordata, Actinopteri, Cypriniformes, Xenocyprididae. Gene Ontology annotation, molecular function: transcription cis-regulatory region binding; protein binding.